CAAAAAUAUCCAGAUUGAAAUGAGAAACAUAUUUCUUGCCACCUUUCUGACUUUAGCCGGCGUAAAUCACAUAGUUGGACAGGAAAUCCCAAGAUAUGACGCUGCUUGUGGUUUACUUUCUGCUAAAAUAUAUUGCCUUGGUGGUAUGACGGAACGAGACGGGGGAUCGGACAAUUCAAUAGGCAUACUCGACCUUGCAGCUUUUAGUGGAAGCACAGCGGACGAAUUGAAAGAUAAAUGGCAUCAUAUAUCGUCAAUUGUGUAUUCUCCCAACACGCAAAUGUCGGAUUAUUCUCAAAGAAUGGUUCUUCCCGACGAAAAAAGCAUGCUUUUAUCUGGCGGAGAAAGUCUUGUUGAUAACCCUUUAGCUCCAAUGACGCGGGUUUACCAUUCAGAAAGCAAUUCUUGGAGCACGUUCCCUGAAUACAAAGAACUGGAUUUUGGAAGAAGGAGGAUAUAUCAUGCAUCAUCAGUCUUUGUCCCAAAUUAUGGAAUCGGAUUUUAUGGAGGAUUAGAAAUUUUUGUAAAUAGCAGCUGGACAUACAACGGCCAAAACAUGAGUGCAUACGAAGAACAUACCGCGAAAGGCACGGUUAGGCAUAUUGGUUAUACUAGCCUCACAUUUUUGAAUUCAAAAAAACCAGCCGACCCUUGGUUUAUUCAUCAACCUCAAAAUAAUUUACCAUCUGCUUUCACAUCGUUUCAAACAUCAAUUUAUGACAUUAAAAACAGUCGUAUUCUUUUCUUUGGGGGCCGAUCAUUAGGAAAAUCAGUUAAUGAUUCAGUUGAAAUUCCAUUUGAUAAUAUAAUAGUAUUUGAUAUGUUAGCAAGUAACUGGACCACACAGUUGUCAACAGGAAGCCAAAUACCAACACCAAGAACAGAGCAUACAACUACAUUGGUGGGUCCUAUGGAAAGAGAUGUUUUACUAUUUGGGGGCGAAGACUUGAAAAAUCACAGUGAACCUUGUUCGGAUUAUGCUUUUACUCUUAAUCUUGAUACUUACAUAUGGCAGCUACAAGAUAUCAAAUCUAAACCAAAUACAUCAAUGGCAAGGAUCGGUCAUUCAGCUAUUCCUGUAAAUAAUAAUACAGUAUUUAUUAUUUUUGGUUUAGUUAGCUACUAUGAAAUCACCAACACUAUACUGAUAUUAAACACAACAACACCAUCAAAUAUCACUCUAGUAGAUAAGUACAUCGACAUAAACAAUGCAAGUGUAUUUUUGACAGAGCCUCACAGGAAAGUAAGCACAGAGGCUGUGAUCGGUAUAAUCAUAGGAUCAGUCGUAGGGGUUUUGAUCAUAGUGGGUGUAAUCGUCUUAUCGUUUAUAAAAAAGAAAAGGGCCAAAGAGGAAAAAAAGCGACAAGAAUUAGAAGAAUAUGAAAGGCAGCAACAGAUUGUAGAGCCCAUCAUGGAAGUAAAUUGGGAUGAAAUUGAAAAGAAAUACGUCGAGCAGUCUAAUUCUUUAAGCCGCCAAAAAAGGUCGCUUACUCCCGGUAUGACUGACGAUACAAUUAUUAACCCAAUGCCGAUACGGUUUCAGCGUCCAAAUGCGAUGGAUAAAACCGGUAUUUAUGGUACUAAAAACCACAGGGUACAAAAACCUGAUGUUGGUGCUCGAUACUCGUUGUAAAGAUAGAUACCUGAAUAUACCGAAGCUAGAACUCAUAAAUAGCAUACAAGUUGUCAUGCAUACAACUAUUUUUCAUUAAACUUGGAAUCAAAGCAGUUACCAAU
Molecule: messenger RNA, 1737 nt
Organism: Mucor mucedo
Lineage: Eukaryota; Fungi; Mucoromycota; Mucoromycetes; Mucorales; Mucoraceae
Exons: 9
Coding region: 20-1633 (537 amino acids)
Molecular function (GO): protein binding
Source: RefSeq, a predicted model, not a curated record